This is a messenger RNA of Rhea pennata, 3636 nucleotides long. It is a transcript of the gene ADCYAP1R1, whose product is annotated as ADCYAP receptor type I. NCBI's taxonomy places the organism in Eukaryota, Metazoa, Chordata, Aves, Rheiformes, Rheidae. The transcript is spliced from 19 exons. Bases 456 to 1976 code for a protein of 506 amino acids. Gene Ontology annotation, molecular function: G protein-coupled peptide receptor activity; vasoactive intestinal polypeptide receptor activity; peptide hormone binding. The record is from RefSeq and is a predicted model, not a curated record. Gene Ontology annotation, cellular component: plasma membrane. Gene Ontology annotation, biological process: cell surface receptor signaling pathway; adenylate cyclase-modulating G protein-coupled receptor signaling pathway.
CAGGCACUCGGGGGAGGAGGUGUUCGCAUUUCUCCGCAGGACCAGCUCGCUUUGCAGAGCAUUGUCUGGCGAUGGCACAUUCCUUCAUGGCCAGGACGUGGCCCAUCAUCCCCCGUGCACAGGCAGCCUGGACAUGAGCGGCGGGCGAGGGAGGAGGAAUUUUGCUUUCCCUCGGAGGCGCCGACCCCUCCUCCGCCCGGUUUUCCCCCGUGCCGGCAGCUCAGUUGCUCCGGAGGGCUCUUGGGAAGAGGGGCCGCCGCCGGGAGCCCAUCACCGCGGCGCACCGCCUCGCCCCGACUCCUACCGCAGCAUCUCCGCCGCGCACCGCCCCGCGCCCGCGAUAUCUGAGCCUUGACGUGAAGACACUGGCAAUAGCACCAGCAGAGUGUGUGUGCUUCGGCCCUAAUAAUAGUGUUAAAUAAGCGGAAUUUGACUUAAGAUCAAAAUCAAGAGACAUGGCUAUCAAUUGGAAGACCUGCUUCUUCAGUCUCAUGUUGCUUCCACUGGUCACAGCAACACACUCCAACUGCAUCAUUAAAAAGGAGCAAGAGACUUGUCUGGAGAAGAUACGAAGGGCAGCUGCCCUGAACCCUCUCAAUGACUCUUCACCUGGUUGCCCAGGAAUGUGGGAUAACAUCACAUGCUGGAAACCUGCAAGUGUGGGUGAAAUCGUCUUUGUUAAGUGCCCUGCACUGUUCAGAUUUAUCAUCUCUGAAGAUGGUUGGGAAGUAGAUAACUUGGGACAAACUCAUGCAGGUGAUUAUGACCUACUGGAAAGUGCAGCCCAGUCUCCCAUAGGGGACAUCAGCAGAAAUUGCACUGAAGAUGGCUGGUCUGAACCUUUCCCUCAUUAUUAUGAUGCUUGCGGCUUUGAUGAAAAUGAAACAGAGUCUGAUAACCAGGAUUAUUACUAUCUCUCUGUGAAGGCUCUGUACACGGUGGGAUACAGCACUUCCCUUGUUUCCCUCACCACCGCCAUGGUUAUCCUGUGCCGUUUCAGGAAGCUUCACUGCACUCGGAACUUUAUCCACAUGAACCUCUUUGUUUCAUUCAUCCUACGGGCAAUAUCCGUAUUCAUUAAAGACGGGGUUCUUUAUGCCGAACAGGAUGGCAACCAUUGUUUUAUCUCUACUGUGGAAUGUAAAGCUGUGAUGGUCUUUUUUCACUACUGUGUCAUGUCCAACUACUUCUGGCUUUUCAUUGAGGGGUUGUACCUUUUCACUUUACUGGUGGAAACCUUUUUCCCAGAGAGGAGAUAUUUCUACUGGUACACUAUUAUUGGCUGGGGCACCCCAACAAUCUGUGUCACUGUCUGGGCAGUGCUGAGGCUUCACUUUGAUGAUACCGGCUGCUGGGACAUGAAUGACAACACUGCCUUAUGGUGGGUGAUCAAAGGUCCUGUGGUUGGAUCGAUCAUGAUAAACUUUGUGCUUUUUAUUGGCAUAAUUGUGAUACUUGUGCAGAAACUCCAGUCACCUGACAUCGGGGGCAAUGAAUCCAGCAUUUACUUCAGCUGCGUUCAGAAAUGCUACUGUAAGCCUAAGAGGGCUAACCAGCAUUCUUGCAAGAUGUCAGAACUAUCAACCAUUACCCUGAGACUGGCUCGCUCUACGCUGCUGCUUAUCCCCUUGUUUGGAAUUCACUACACGGUGUUUGCUUUUUCUCCUGAAAAUGUCAGUAAGCGGGAGAGACUAGUGUUUGAAUUGGGACUGGGAUCUUUCCAGGGUUUUGUUGUUGCUGUUCUCUAUUGUUUCUUGAAUGGGGAGUUUCUCCCUAAAGGUGCAAUCAGAAAUAAAGAGAAAAUGGAGGAGCUGGAAAGUCAACCGGUAUUUUGCUGUGGAUUUCAAACAUCGUCAUCCUUCUCUAGCGAGCAGCGGAGUGAACGGGGGGACACAACUCUCCAUUCUGAGCAAGAGCAGUUCUCAGAUUCGGAUGUCCAGCAUAAAUGCGGAGAAUCUAGCGACAUGAGCAGCUAAGGAAAACAAAUCAAUCAACAAACAAACCAAAAAAAUCCCUUUAAAAAGAAAAUAAAAUAAUAGAUUUCAAGCUGGUGAGGGUUUAUUUUCCCUUGUCUUCCCUUGUCUUCCCUUCCCUUCUCUUCCCUUCUCUUCCUUUCCUCCUUCUCCUCUCCUUUCUCCAAAAUAUCCUUGAUGUUUUCAGAGGUGAAAAAGCAAAGGAAAUGUAUAUAUAUAUGUUUUUAACAGUCACUGUAAAUAUACAACUGUAACCAAGGCCAUUGAUGGAAAAAUACUUACAAGAAAAACAACAGGCCAAGCCCACCCACUCAAUGAUUUACAUUUCAGAGCAUCUGCAAGUAAUCCGUUGUCCGUCAAAAGUAACAAGUGAUUGCUGUGCAGUUGUGAUCCGUGGUUGCCAACCCGAUACUAAUCUGUGAAUGGAUAUGAUCAUGUUAUUUUUCAAGUUGGUUUUCAUUUUGUUUUUGGAUUUGGCUCUGUUUUUUUCUAUUCAGACAUAUCUUAGCCUGUCCCAGUCUUUUGGCAUGUGAAUCUCUGUAGUGCCUCUCUUUUGAGUCUCUAGAAUAGAGUCAACAUGCUUGGGUUAAUCAUACCAGCCGGUUCAGGAAGGACUCCAGAAAACCAGUGUCGUGACUGGGUUUAGUCAGAUGUACUCAGUGGACUUGAAGAAGCUGCUGUGCCAAUACGAAGCUGCGUAGCUGUCAUCAAUCAGCAGGGGGGAUCCAGGCCAGAGAGAUGAGAUCAGCUAACUUUUUCCAUUCCCAAGGACACUUCAGAGAAUGCUUUAUGUUCUAGCUAAGCUGUGAAUUUUUUAAAAGGACCAUAAAGUUGAGAUAUAUCUAUAUUUUUGUCAUUGACUGAUUGCUAAGUCGGUUGACUGAUUGAUUGGAUUCUUUAAGUAAUAAAAAUAAUUGACCCCUCACUCCCACCUUAAGAGUAAAAGUCAGUUCCAGGAUGGUUUUCCCUCCAGAUAACCUUGGACCCUCUGCACCUGUGUCCAAUACAUGGCAUGUUUUCGGGUAGUGGUGUCACAGAGUGAGACCUGGUUGUUAUGACUCUUCUUUGCCAGAGCAAGAGGCACAAGAGCAACCUGGCAAGAUCAUCCUGAAAGGUAACGGUCAUCAGCAUGUAGUGAGCAUCUAAACUGAAUAAUAGGAUGCUAUAGAAGGAAAAGAUAAAGACUUUGGAUGACUUCCCACAUCUGGCAAUUUUCCUUCUCUUUGGAUGUUCUGUUUGCUUAACCACAGAUGUUCUUACUGCUUUUGUUUGAGAGAAACAAAAACAUUCUUCCCAAUUUUGCCUUGUAGUUAAAGCCACGACUGGUGCAUAUCUACUUCAGUCAAAUGUUGAUGAUGUCAAUUCUUAAAAGUCUUUAUAUGGUGCAUAAAGACUUUGUGGACAGUACUAGCUCUCACUUCAUUGUGGAUUUAUGAACUGAUAUAUAUAUAUAUAUAUAUAUACACACACAAAUAUAUAUAUAUGUGCGUGUACACGUGUGCAUAUAUUAAAAAGCAAAAAUGGAAAUGACAUUUCAAAUGUGAAGUUAUGAACUCAAACUAAUAGUAACCAGGAAAUUCAAAAUUCAAGUUUGUUCUUUGUUAGUUGACCUGACUUUGAAAAAAAGUGAAAGACUCAAUUUCAGUGUCAACUGAGCUUUUAA